GAAUAGGGUGAAUGGAGGAGUAGGGUUAGCCAUCGUCGUUGUGAGGUGAAGAAAGACUGUCGGGAGCGAUACCUCGAAAGGAGGUCGUGAGCGGCUGACGGAGUAAGCCUUCCCGCCCGCCAUGUCGUUGCACGGGAAGCGCAAGGAGAUCUACAAGUACGAGGCGCCAUGGACCGUCUACGCCAUGAACUGGAGCGUCAGGCCUGACAAGCGAUUUCGACUUGCCCUAGGCAGCUUCGUAGAAGAGUACAAUAAUAAGGUUCAGCUUGUUGGGUUGGAUGAAGAAAGCUCUGAAUUCAUUUGCAGAAAUACUUUUGAUCACCCCUAUCCUACUACCAAGCUCAUGUGGAUACCAGAUACCAAAGGAGUUUAUCCAGACCUUUUGGCAACCAGUGGUGACUAUCUGCGUGUGUGGAGAGUGGGUGAAACAGAGACCAGGCUAGAAUGUCUGCUGAACAACAAUAAGAAUUCUGAUUUUUGUGCUCCACUGACCUCCUUUGAUUGGAAUGAAGUGGAUCCUUAUCUGUUAGGUACUUCUAGCAUUGACACAACUUGUACUAUCUGGGGUUUGGAAACUGGUCAGGUCUUGGGAAGAGUGAAUUUAGUGUCUGGCCAUGUCAAGACUCAGUUGAUUGCCCAUGACAAAGAGGUUUAUGAUAUUGCAUUCAGCCGUGCAGGAGGUGGGAGAGACAUGUUUGCUUCUGUUGGUGCUGAUGGCUCAGUGAGGAUGUUUGACUUAAGGCACUUGGAACAUAGCACUAUUAUCUAUGAGGAUCCUCAGCACCAUCCUUUGCUUCGCCUUUGCUGGAAUAAACAAGACCCUAAUUACCUUGCAACAAUGGCUAUGGAUGGUAUGGAGGUGGUGAUUCUAGAUGUCAGAGUUCCUUGUACACCAGUUGCCAGGCUGAAUAAUCAUCGAGCAUGUGUAAAUGGUAUUGCUUGGGCACCACAUUCUUCUUGCCAUAUCUGCACAGCAGCGGAUGACCAUCAAGCUCUCAUUUGGGAUAUCCAGCAAAUGCCUCGUGCCAUUGAGGACCCAAUUUUGGCUUACACAGCAGAAGGAGAAAUUAACAAUGUACAGUGGGCAUCAACUCAGCCGGACUGGAUAGCUAUCUGUUAUAAUAACUGUCUAGAAAUCCUGAGAGUGUAAAAAUAACUAGGCUAUGGGAAAUAAUGAAGCAGGAUGGUAGUCUUUCAGUCUUCUAGAGUUAAGAACAAAGCUGCAUUGAAACAGUGUCACUAGCUCUUAUUAACUUCUUCCAGGAAGACUUACAACUGGAGUUAAUGAGUAUAUAUGAUGAACUUCUACCCAUCGUUUCUCUCUCUUAACCUUCCCCACUCCAUGCCAAUGACUUAAAAAUACGGGGGUAUCUUUGGUGUUUUAGAUCGUCUCAGAUUUUAUCAACCUGUUCAAUUAAAGUUAUGUAUAUAUUAU
Molecule: messenger RNA, 1435 nt
Organism: Protobothrops mucrosquamatus (brown spotted pit viper)
Lineage: Eukaryota; Metazoa; Chordata; Lepidosauria; Squamata; Viperidae
Gene: DCAF7
Product: DDB1 and CUL4 associated factor 7
Exons: 7
Coding region: 122-1150 (342 amino acids)
Cellular component (GO): nucleus
Molecular function (GO): protein binding
Source: RefSeq, a predicted model, not a curated record